AUGCCCGCUAUCCGCAGUUCAGAGACACUUGCUGACCCUUUUACCCAUCUGUGCUUUAGCACCUGCCUCACCCUCAUCUUCUUCAUCACCGGGGCCACCUUGGACACCAAGGUGCUGCUCCAGAACUACGCGCGCUGGAAACUCCUCCUUUACACUCAAACGCUCAGCUUCCUCAUGACCUCUGCUGUUGUAUUUGGGCUGGUGGAAGCGGUUGCAACGGAUCACGAUUUCAUGGACCCGGGUUUGCUGGUGGGGUUGAUCUUUUUCUCGUGCGUCGCGACGACAAUCUCGAGCAAUGUGGUUAUGACACGGCAGGCCCACGGGAACACGGCUCUGACGGUCGUGCAGACGACAGUUGGUAAUUUGAUUGGAGUUUUUAUCACGCCUGCCUUAGUGGUGAUGUACACCAGCACAAACGCCUGGUACAACGACAGCCUGCCAGCGACGUCGGGGUCCAGUGCAUGGGGCGAGAUCUACCGGAGAGUCCUGAAGCAGCUUGGCUUGUCGAUAUACCUUCCUCUCGUCGUUGGACAAGUCGUGCGGCAUUUCUUUCCCACCCUCUGCAAACGUAUCUUCGUGGAUUGGAAGCUGAACAAAAUCGGCUCCAUCGCCCUCCUCGUCCUCCUCUGGGCAACCUACGACCAAGCCUUCGCUACGUCCUCUUUCUCCCUCGUUCCAGGCAGCAACAUGGUGUUUAUCGUCUUCAUCUCCAUUGCGCUCUGGCUUGUCUUCUUCGGGAUCACAAUUUUCACGGCGAUAUUGUGGUUGGAACGGGAGGAUGUGGUGGCGGUGUGUAUGUGUGUGCCUGCGAAGGGCAUUGUGAUGGGCGUGCCGAUUAGUUCGACGAUCUGGGAUGGGAUGGAGCUGGGGAUGCAAAGCAAGGUGCAGAUUCCGAUUGUGGUUUAUCAGGGGUUGCAGUUGGUAGCUGCGAGUUUGUUGGUACCGGUGUUCAGGCGAUGGAUUGAUCGGAAGAGGGCCCGGGAGAGGGGGGAAGGUGAUGGCUGUGAGGAAGAGAAAGAUUGA
Molecule: messenger RNA, 1023 nt
Organism: Saxophila tyrrhenica
Lineage: Eukaryota; Fungi; Ascomycota; Dothideomycetes; Mycosphaerellales; Extremaceae
Exons: 1
Coding region: 1-1023 (340 amino acids)
Cellular component (GO): plasma membrane
Source: RefSeq, a predicted model, not a curated record